Messenger RNA from Tribolium castaneum (red flour beetle), 3425 nucleotides. It is a transcript of the gene conv, whose product is annotated as convoluted. Bases 149 to 3376 code for a protein of 1075 amino acids. Gene Ontology annotation, molecular function: protein binding. NCBI's taxonomy places the organism in Eukaryota, Metazoa, Arthropoda, Insecta, Coleoptera, Tenebrionidae. The record is from RefSeq and is a predicted model, not a curated record. The transcript is spliced from 12 exons.
UAUGUCUUUGGCGGAAGUUUCAUGACCCUCCUCCUCUUAGUCACAUUCCGCUGGCUUACCUUGAGUAAGGUAAAAGUUAAAUGUUACAAGACUUGAAACUACAAAUUCUCGCACAAAAUGGGUGUUAAAAGUGUCUAAUAAUCUCAAAAUGUCCAUCAGGAUGAAGACAGUACUAUUAUUUCUCACAGUUCUGAAUGUAGUAAGGAGUGAAUAUAUUCCUCCAGGACCUCUCUACAGGUGUCCCAAGGAGACUCUGUUAUUGCACCCUUGCACGUGUGAUAAUGAGGGAGAUCAAGGAAUUUACGUUAGUUGUAAUAACACGAAUUUGGCGACAAUGAGCAUAGCUCUAAAUAAUUUGGCUACGUUUAAACUACCAGUUGAGAAACUUACAAUAAACAAGUGUCACAUCGCCCGACUUUACGGCAGUCUUUUAUACAAAUUAAAAUUGCGAACGUUGUUAAUUGUCGAUACUCCGAUUGAAGUGAUAGAAGAGCACACUUUUCUGGGCGUGAAUGAGACACUGAACGAGUUCCACUUGAUUAAUUCAAGUCUUAAGGAAUUCCCGAGUUUGGCGUUCAAGAUAUUGGGUAAUUUAACUGAGCUCAGAAUAGACGGUCAUAACAUGACGGAUUUGCCGAAAGACGCCUUUGUUGGAGGCGACAUAAGCGGGAGACUUUUAAAGCUAUUCUUACCUAAUGGAUAUUUAACAACUCCUCCUAUUGAAAGUUUACAACCGUUGAGAAAGCUGAAAAUGUUGGAUUUGCACGGGAAUCGGAUCACCGAUCUGAAAAGGAACCAGUUCAAGGGGUUGCGAGAUGUGGAAAUUUUAGAUUUGAGUCAUAAUGGCAUCCGCAAAGUGGAUGCAAGCCACCUUUCCGAUUUGACGAAGUUGGCGUUCUUCAACGUGUCACAUAAUAAUAUUACGGAGCUGACGAGGGGCGCAUUCGCCAGAAACACCAUUCUGCGCGUCCUCAACAUGUCCUUCAACCAAAUCAAGCGCCUGGACUCGAACACUUUCCGCGGAAUGCGUUUCUUGCGCCGCCUCUACCUCUCCAACAAUUUAAUCACAGACGUCGGCAGAGGCACUUUUGGUUCUUUGGCCCAAGUCGGAACGAUUGAUCUAGCGCGCAACUUCCUCAAGAAAAUUGAUUACCAAAUGUUCUUCGAAUUAAAAUUCAUUGACACAAUCGACGUCAGCGAGAACAACGUGACGGAAAUUCAAAAAACGGCCUUCAAGGACAUUUAUCUGACUACGAUUAAUCUAUCCAGAAACAACAUCAGUAAAAUCGAAGCUGGGGCCUUCCAGAACUGUGCCAACAUCACAAAGUUGGACCUUUCCCACAACAGACUGGACACGAUACCAAAGAAAGCGUUCGAUGAAACAACCUAUGCACUAGAACUGCAGCUUUCGUACAAUUUCUUAACUGUUUUGAACCAAAUUCCGCUGGGUAACAUGACCGGGCUAAAAAUCCUCAACGUGUCACAUAACGCACUUAGGACGAUCCCCAAAGGAACAUUCCCAAAACUCUACGAGUUGCACACGAUUGACUUGUCGUACAACAAUCUAACUGAUAUUUUUAAUUCCGUUUUUCAAACUUUAUUUUCCUUGCGAACGCUUGAUUUGAGCCACAACAGCCUCGAAACCAUCAAACCCAGCACUUUUGGGACCCUUCCCACCUUACUGGACCUAAAUCUGAGCCACAACUUUUUGCAAGACAUCGCACGAAGUGCUCUAACACGCCUUGCCAGCACCAGGAACCUGGACGUCAGCCACAACAAGCUCAAAAAACUGUUCCUCCUUCCCAUUUCAGUGUCACACUUAGACUUGUCUUUCAACGAGUUUGAGGAACUCCCAGCCAAGCUGUGGCCCAGUAUGAACUCACUUUUGAGUCUUGAUUUGAGUCAUAAUAAGCUUGGUGGUGGUUUGGUUGAAGGGAGUUUCACAAAUUUGCUAACGUUGCAAAAACUCAAUUUGAAUUGUAAUGGGAUUUCGGAACCUCCAUGGGCUGCGAUCAACGAGCUAAGUUCGUUGCAAUAUUUGUAUUUUGAGGGUAAUAAUUUAACAAACUUGAGACGAGCUGCUUUUGGAAAAUUGCCAGUUGUUUUCGAACUCAAUUUGGCUCAUAAUCGGAUUAGCAAUGUCAGUGAUCGGGCCUUUGAGGGGCUCUUGCAGCUGAUUGUGCUGAAUAUGACCAAUAAUAGCAUAAGUGAUGUUCCGAAUGGGGCCCUUCAAGGCCUGGUGGCCUUACGGAGCUUGGAUCUUUCGCACAAUAAAAUCGAGAAGCUAGAUAACAAAACGCACAGUUUAUUUGAUGACUGCUUAUCUCUGGAGCAACUGAAUUUGAGCCACAACAAAAUUAGCUUCAUAACGCGCAAAACUUUCCCCAGUAAUCCUUACGUCCCGUACAAACUGAAAGAAAUCGAUCUGUCGUACAAUUCGAUGCCGGUUGUUACCUACGAUCUAGUUUACGGAACCUCCAAAGUGCAGAAACUCAACUUGUCGCAUAAUUUCAUUUCGGAUCUGCGGAAAGGUGUUAUUGGAAACUUGACUAGUUUAGUGUCGUUGGACUUGUCCUUUAACAGAAUCGAAGACAUUUCAAGUGAUGGUGGGGUUUUUAAUUUGCCCAAAAGUGUGACAGAAGUGCGAUUGUCCAACAAUGUCUUGCACGACUUGCCUUGGAAAAAGCUCAAAAAUGUGACUAAACUGCACAUUUUAGACAUUAGAGACAACUUUUUUGAAAGUUUUGGGCCCGACUUGACCGACAUGGUCCUUAAAGGCACUGAAGUUUAUUUCGAAGGAAAUCCGCUAAAUUGCGACUGCUUUGUGCGUCCUUUGAAACGCUACUUCGCCUCUCAGCUGUUCCUGCGCUCCUUUUACAAGUUUAUAAAGUGUUCGGGUCCCCCUUACCUGUCAGGCCAGACAUUAUUCGAGCUCCCCGAUGACAGGCUAAAUUGCCCUACUAAUGUUAAUACUUCAAGGAUAAUGGAGACGCAUCCUGGAGACUAUGAUAUAGCGCCCGAUUUGCGGUUCCGGGAGCUCAGCCUUACGCAGAACAAAGUGAGGGUGAAAUGGCGAGUGGUGAGGAACGACGAUAUAGCCGAUCCUUACGUUGUCGUCAGGAGCAUAAAGGAUCCUGGGAGCGUCGUCUAUGAAGCAACUUUGCCGUAUUUUAAAAGAAGUUUAGAGUUCGACCUGACUCGCCCGAAGGGGAGCGAUACUGAAUAUCAAAUAUGUUUGCUAGCGAGGGACAGCAAAACUUUUAUACGUGGCUUCCACAAAGAACAAUGCAGGGAGUUGGCGACGAGCGGAGCGCUGGCCUGGGGAGCAAGGCUUGGGGUUCUUGUGAUGGGAGUUGUGUUUAUAAAUAGACUGUGAAAUUGUAGAAAGCUUGUAAAUAUUGUUGAAUAAAAGUUGUUUUACCAGA